ACUCUGCCAAUGUGCGUUUCAUUCCUCGUGGGAAAUUUUGGCAAUCAUCUUUCGUUACAUUCGUUUUUACGGGUUCACGUUAUAGGUUUUGGGGUUGCUAACUCAAUCCAAACUUCACUUGUAUGUAUAUAUAACUCCAAUUUCAAAAUGUACCCAAACCACCGCACUCCGUACCGAGAAAAAGGAGGCAUUAAGUUUUUUGAUCACUACAAAUUUAAUUGGUUAUUGGACAUAACAACAACAUUUGCACAAAUUCAAUGAUACAAUGAUUCCCCCCCCAAUUUCAACAUUAACCAAAAAUCCUUUGCUCAAACCCAUCAGACUAAUUUGUGUCUGCAUUUCCUUCCUUUCCGUAAAUUUCAGUCCUGGGAUUACCGCAACUCUUACCUCAAUGCAUACUUCACAUUUUCUCAAAUUGUCUGUGAAACUUUGGAAUCUUCCAUAAAAGCAGAUAUAUAUAAGCCAACGACUCGUUCCUCAUGCCAUUCACUAGCACAGCCACUGCUAAAAAUCUACCAUAAUUUUUUCGGCUCCUGAAUUUAAUACAAGCUCUAAAGUAAAUCUGCAUAACUGAUUUGUUACCAUGUCCCCCCAAAAAGAAAGCUCCCCACUCCUCCAAGAUUUCGAUAAAACAGUCGAAACCCCAGAUACCAAGGCUGAAGACGAUAUCCGCAAAGAAUACUCAAUCGAUCCCAAAUACACGGAAAUUAUCCUCCAACCAUUCGAAUACUAUCAGAAACUCCCGUCAAAAAAUAUCCGCAGAAAAAUCGCCGACAUUUUCAAUUAUUGGUACAGAUGUUCCAAAGAGGACAUAGAUCGUGCGAGUACCGCAAUGCACGGACUUCAUAACGCGAGUUUAAUAAUUGACGACAUUGAAGAUGGCAGCGAUAUGCGUCGUGGUCAACCCGCCGCCCACAUUCAGUUCGGCGUUCCUCUCGCUCUCAAUGCAGCCAACUAUGUUUACUUUGACUCUGUGAAGCGCAUAAUUGAAGAGAAGAAUGACGAAGCGACGCCCGAAGACAGGUUGAAGGCGACCUUAGAAUUCGUGAAUGCCAUGAUGGUCAUGCAUGUCGCUCAAGGGAUGGAGAUAUUCUGGCGAGAUGAGAAUCUCAAAGGGACGAAUAGCAAGGAUUCUAAAACAUUCCAGCACAUCCCAACGGAACAAGAGUACUUUGAUAUCAUAGUAAAAAAGACUGCCGGACAGUUCGUUAUGCUCUCGGAAAGUCUGAAGGAAAGAAGUAAAACUUUGUACAAGGAUCAACCCGCACUUUCCGCACACGUGUUGGCGAGCAGUAUGGGAUAUCACUUUCAAAUCAGGGAUGACCUUCUGAAUCUCAUCUCAAACACGUACGAAGCUGGAAAAGGGUUUUGCGAGGAUAUCACAGAGGGAAAGUACAGCUUUCCCAUAAUUUACACGCUGAAUCGGUACCACGAAAAGGACGGUAUUGGGAUUGACAAAGCGGCACGACUCCUUGAAAUCUUGAGGAUGAGGACGACUGACAGAGCCUUGAAGAAGGAGGCGUACGACAUCAUCGAGGAGUCGGGAGCAUUCGAAUAUACAAAGAACGUGCUCAGAGAGUAUCAUGGAAAAAUUGGCAGGGAAGUGUUGCGAUUGGGCGGAAAUCCGGUAUUUGUGGAGCAUAUGGAUAUUUUCGCAGAGGUUUUCUAACUGCGAAGUCAUAGUUAUAUAAGUAUCUCGUAAUUUUUUCAUGUUCCUAUAAAAAAUAAAUUGUUGUCACUCUAACCAGAGCCAGUAAUAAAUAUUAACAUACUUAAAAAUA
Folsomia candida is the source of this 1781-nucleotide messenger RNA. RefSeq names its product geranylgeranyl pyrophosphate synthase. The transcript is spliced from 4 exons. The coding region runs from base 584 to 1669 and encodes 361 amino acids. Gene Ontology annotation, biological process: isoprenoid biosynthetic process. The record is from RefSeq and is a predicted model, not a curated record. Gene Ontology annotation, molecular function: prenyltransferase activity. NCBI's taxonomy places the organism in Eukaryota, Metazoa, Arthropoda, Collembola, Entomobryomorpha, Isotomidae.